AUGGUGUUCUCCGAUAGAACGCCGGCCAGACCUGGACUGGAACGAAAUACUAUGGACAGCUUUGCGGGCACACACCGCCCGACAGAAGGCAUCUCCCUCCCCGAGGUCCGCGCCCAGGUGAAGAAGCUCGAGGAGGACUACCGUGCCGCAGGCAUCCCUCUCUCUGGCAGAAUCAUCCACGUCUGCCACUACCUCCCUGUCCAUGCGUCCUUCGCAACCCUCGCUUCCGCCCAGGGCCUCCCCAGCCCACCCGCGACCCCCACCGCCAAGCCCACAGACAUCGCCUUCGAGCCCAUCGCACAGGUCUCCAUUACCGCGGAGGAGAUCGACGGCGUGCCUAUCAACGAGUCGCAGCCUAUCGACCCCCGCGACAGAUGGUCUCUCUCCGUGCGCUAUGGCCAUUCCGCCAUGGUCAGUGGCAUAUCUUCGCUCUCUGCAACGCAUGAGCAGCUCCUCAUCGGCUGGACCGGAGAUAUCGACACAGUGCAUCCAGCUACGCCCGCGCUCAUUGCCCCGUCCCCGGCGAUUCCCGGUGUCGUUGAGCCCCCGAGCGGGAGGGUGCUCACGUCCCAGCUUGAGGACAGAGACAAGCAGGGUCUCGAGGACCUUCUUAAUACCUAUCGCUCCCGCGACGAGGUCUCGGAGGGCGGCAAGAAGAUAUCCUACAUCCCAGUCUGGCUCGACGACAAGCAGGCGCACGAGCACUACGAUGGCUAUUGCAAGCAAACUCUCUGGCCACUGUUCCACUACCUCCUCUGGCAGGAUGUCGCAACGGAAUAUGCAUCGGCGGACGCGCACUGGGAGCCCUAUGCCGCGGUGAACGCUGCAUUCGCACGGCGCGUCGAGGAGGUGUACAAGCCUGGUGACCUGAUAUGGGUGCAUGAUUAUCACCUCUUGCUCGUUCCCGGUCUUCUCCGCCAGGCGCUUCCCGACGCGGCCGUUGGGCUGUUCGUGCACACGCCGUUUCCGAGCUCGGAGAUCUUUAGAUGUCUCCCGCGGCGGAAGGAGAUCCUCGACGGCAUGCUCGGCGCGAACCUCAUCUGCUUCCAGACGUACUCAUACUCGCGACAUUUCACGUCGACAUGCGUGCGCGUGUGCGGGUACGAGAUUACACCGCAGGGCGGGAUUGACGUGCAGGGGCACGUCGUGGCGAUCGCGUACUGCCCCGUCGGCGUGGACGCGGAACGUGUCAUGAAGGAUACGCUCAGACCCGGCAUACAGCCGAAGCUAGAGGCACUCCGCGCGCUGUACGAAGGGAAGAAGAUUAUUGUGGGGCGAGAUAAGCUGGACGUUGUGAAAGGUGUCGUGCAGAAGCUGCGAGCAUUCGAGAAGCUGCUGCAGGACUAUCCGCAGUGGAUCGGGAACGUGGUGCUGAUCCAGGUGACGUCGCCGGCGCUGUCGGACUCGCCGAAGCUGGAACGGCAAGUGUCGGAGCUCGUCGCGCACAUCAACGGGGAGUACGGCUCGCUGGACUUCAUCCCCGUGCACCACUAUCACCAGACGAUCAAGAAGGACGAGUUCUACGCGCUGCUGUCCGUCGCGGACCUCGGCGUGAUCACGCCACUGCGCGACGGGAUGAACACGACGUCGAUGGAGUUCAUUCUCGCACAGGAGCGCACCAAGCGCUCGCCGCUCGUCCUCUCCGAGUUCAUGGGCAUCUCGAGUAACAUGACCGACGCGCUGCAGAUCAACCCCUGGAACCUCGGCGAGGUCGCCGCCGCGAUGAACCGGGGCCUCACCAUGCCCGAGGCGGAGAAGCUCGAGCGCCACCAGCGCCUGUACCGCGUUGUCACGACGCAUACGUCCCACUCGUGGGCCGCGAUGCUCGCCAAGAUGCUCCUCACCCACGUAGGGAGCCAGAACCAGGCGCGCCAGACGCCGUUCAUCCCCAAGGGCAACCUCGAGAAUCAUUACAGGGCUGCGAAAAAGCGGCUGUUCCUCCUCGACUACGAUGGUACGCUCUCGCCGAUCGUGAAGGUGCCAAGCAUGGCCGUGCCUUCGCCGGACACGCUCGAGGCGCUCGAGCGACUGACCGCGGACCCGAAGAACAUCGUGUACAUCAUCUCCGGGCGCGACGGCGCGUUCCUGGAGCAGCACCUCGGGCACAUCCAGAACCUCGGCAUGUCCGCGGAGCACGGCGGGUUCGUGCGCUCGCCCGGCGAGAAGGAGUGGAGCAACUUCACGGAGAACCUCGACAUGAGCUGGAUGGCGGAGGUGCUCGAGGUGUUCAAGUACUACACCGAGCGCACGACCGGCAGCCAUAUCGAGGUCAAGAAGAGCUCGAUUACGUGGCAUUACCGCUCGAGCGACCCGGAGUGGGGUCUCUUCCAGUGCCAUCAAUGUCAAGAUCUGCUCCAAAAUAACGUGGCGCGUAAGCGCCCCAUAGAAGUGCUGGUGGGCAAGAAGAACCUCGAGGUCCGGCCGCUCGCCGUGAACAAGGGCGAGAUCGUGAAGCGGAUCCUCUACUUCCACCCCGACGCCGAGUUCGUAUUCUGCGCGGGCGACGACAAGACAGACGAAGACAUGUUCCGCGCUCUCCUCCUCUUCCCCGGCGACGCCACCAAGGCCCACAUGGACCCGCCGCUCUCGGUCACCCUCAUCGAGAAGGAGCCCGUGGAGAAGUUCCAGCCGGUCGACCUCGCGCUCACGCGCGACUCCGUCUUCACCACCGCCGUCGGCCACAGCAGCAAGCGCACGCUCGCCGCGUGGCACGUCACUGCGCCAGAGGAGGUCGUCGAGCACCUGCUCCUCCUCGUGCGCGACCCCGAGGAGCCGGCGGCGCCCCACAGCAACCUCUAG
Sparassis crispa is the source of this 2799-nucleotide messenger RNA. Its product is annotated as Trehalose-phosphatase. NCBI's taxonomy places the organism in Eukaryota, Fungi, Basidiomycota, Agaricomycetes, Polyporales, Sparassidaceae. Gene Ontology annotation, cellular component: cytosol; alpha,alpha-trehalose-phosphate synthase complex (UDP-forming). Gene Ontology annotation, molecular function: catalytic activity. The transcript is spliced from 11 exons. Gene Ontology annotation, biological process: trehalose biosynthetic process. Bases 1 to 2799 code for a protein of 932 amino acids. The record is from RefSeq and is a predicted model, not a curated record.